Melopsittacus undulatus (budgerigar) is the source of this 745-nucleotide messenger RNA. Its product is annotated as activated RNA polymerase II transcriptional coactivator p15. Gene Ontology annotation, biological process: positive regulation of transcription initiation by RNA polymerase II. Gene Ontology annotation, molecular function: transcription coactivator activity; DNA binding. Bases 119 to 499 code for a protein of 126 amino acids. The record is from RefSeq and is a predicted model, not a curated record. Lineage: Eukaryota; Metazoa; Chordata; Aves; Psittaciformes; Psittaculidae. The transcript has 5 exons. Gene Ontology annotation, cellular component: transcription regulator complex; nucleus.
UGUAAAUUUUGGUUGUUUUUUUUUUUCCCCUCGCGGCCUGUUGGGGCCGCUGUCGUUUUCUUGUCAUCUACUGUCAGCUGUUGCCUGUUUGGUGUUUCCUGGCCUGGAGCACGAGAGAAUGCCUAAGUCAAAGGAACUUGUGUCUUCAAGUUCAUCUGCUAGUGAUUCAGAUAGUGAAGUUGACAAAAAGGUAAAGCGGAAAAAGCAAGCAGCUCCAGAAAAGCCUGUAAAGAAACAAAAGAUUGGUGAAAGUUCCAAAGGCACAACUGCUUCUAAGCAAAGCAAUGACAGAAAUGAGAAUAUGUUUCAGAUUGGCAAAAUGAGGUAUGUAAGUGUUCGUGACUUUAAAGGGAAAGUCUUAAUUGAUAUUAGAGAAUAUUGGAUGGAUCAAGAAGGUGAAAUGAAGCCUGGCAGAAAAGGUAUUUCUCUAAAUCCAGAACAGUGGAACCAGCUGAAGGAACAAAUUUCUGAUAUUGAUGAUGCAGUAAGAAAAUUGUAAAUACAGAGCCAUAUGGAAAUCUUUAUUAUUUUAGUUGUUUUAAGUUGUCUUCUUACAUUAGCUUUUGUUUUCUAAAGUACAGAUUCCCAAGUUAUUGUAUAUUUGGAUUGCAAAACAAUUUAUAAGAAAGGUACUUUUUAAGUGCAUUAACAGUGCAUUCUGAGUGAGACUAUAUGUGUAUACUUUACUAAAAGGAAAUGUGUUGCUUUUACCUCAUGGUAUAAAAUAAAUCAAAUAUGUAAAGCG